UCUGUACUUCCGAUCCCGCUUGCAGCCGUUUCUGUUGUGGCGAUCGCUGGAGAACACACUCCCGAUACCCUCUUUCCUUUAGGGAAGCAAAAGACUUGACUUGUGUGCCGUCUCUUAACCCAGCUGACAGGUACACUUGGGUACUAAGCUGGGGGUAGGAGGGUUGUCUGGUGGGUUUUGAAAGCCUCUAUGGAUUCCCAGUCUCUGCCCCGAUCUCCUGGCCCGUGGCCUCCCGGAGUAGGACACUAAGCAGCCAGACCCUCCGGGGUAUCCAGAGUCACUGCUCCCCACUUUCUCAGAUUUGGUGCAUACGCUCUUCCGAGACUGCAGGAGGAGGCGGGCCCCUUAAGGUGCUUGUCGCACACUCCAGACAUCUCUCUGCAACUUGAGAAGAACUGAGGAUCCCAGACCUGAACCAGUAAAAGACUCAUCUGAACAAUGUUCUCCCAGCUGGGCUCUCAGGAGGAUGAGAACAAGGCAAUCCUUAGUCCUGUUCCAGGUAUUGGCAGCAAGGCCUCCAACUACUCCAGCACCAGUGGCAGCAAGUCUUUCUGUUCCUGUGUGCCUUAUGAAGGAAUUGCUGGUGCCAGUUUUGUGACUUGCCCCACUUGCCAAGGCAGUGGAGAGAUCCCUCAAGAACUAGAGAAGCAGCUGGUGGCCCUUAUCCCCUAUGGGGACCAGAGACUGAAGCCCAGGCAUACCUUGGCACAACACAAGCUGAUUGGUUACAGAGUCCACCAAGGGGCCGACAGCAUCAAAAGGAAGCUCUCUGUGUUCCUGGCAGUGCUCCUCUGCCUGUUGACCUCCUCCCUCAUCGUCUUUUUCCUGUUUCCUCGAUCCGUCGUUGUGCAGCCUGCUGGCCUCAACUCCUCCAUAGUGACCUUUGAUGAGGCUGAUAUCCACCUCAACAUAACGAAUAUCUUGAACAUCUCCAAUAGCAACUACUAUCCCAUCACAGUGACCCAGCUGACCAUCGAGGUUCUGCACCUGUCGCUUGUGGUGGGGCAGGUCUCUGACCACCUCCUCCUGCAUGUCCACCCACUGGCCAGUGAACAGAUGUUUUAUGCAGUAAGCAACAGAAUCUGGGAUGAAAACACAUACAAAAUAUGUACCUGGCUGAAAACCAAAGUCCACCAUGUUCUUUUGCAUAUCCAGGGCACCCUGACCUGUUCGUACCUGAGUCAUUCAGAACAGCUGGUCUUCCAAAGCUAUGAAUAUGUGGACUGCCGGGGAAACAUGUCGGUGCCUCACUUGCUGAUCUCUCACCCACCGUGACCUGUCUGUUGUUCCGGAACUACAGACACCUGCCUGCAUGGUCCAUGUCUCCUACAGCUCUGUACUGCCAAAGGAAAACCCCUUAGACCCCUACACACAUCAUCUUCCCUCAGAACGGAAAGUUUUCUGUAGCAUUUCACUUUACACACAUGCUCCUUCACUCAGUCAGAUACACACAUGCACCCUGAGAUCCUCUGAUUUUUUUUCUCCACCACCCCAACUAUCCAGCAUCCCCCCAAAACCUGAUUUUUACUCACCUGCAGGGGGGAAGCUUUGCAAGUGAAGCAGGGCUGCAGGUGUCUUUUCUUCCCUCUCUACCUUCCCCUUCUCUCUCAGUUUCUGCCUAUCUCUAUCAAUCAAUAAAAAUAAAAACCUGAUUUUUAUAAGAGACCAGCAUCAGAUCUUCCCCUUGGUCUAUCAUGAGGAAUUGUGGCCUUCCAUUUCCUUGGGGCUGCCUUCAAGUCCCUGGAGUGGCACCUGCCCCCAUCUGUCCUGAGCACUUUAAUUACUCAGCUCCUCCAGGGCUGGCAUUCUCCUGCCUGCAUAUGGAGAAAGCUCUAUUUUUAUCUGACUUUGAAAACAUAGACCCUUUUCAAGUUCACCCUGCAAUGAGAAACUGACUUGGAGGUCUUCUAGUGCUGUUUCUAGGGCCUCUUAGAGGAGUCCAUAGACUUCUCCUGGUAGUGUGUGUGUAUGUGUGUCCAUCUGACAGCAAGAUUGGCCAAGCUCCGUUAAUUAUCCUGGUUCCUAGAAAGACUACUGUCCUCACAGCAAAAGCCAAAGUAUUACAGGAGUAGAGGGGUACCCAUCACCCCACACUUACACAAGAAAAACAAAGCCAGAGUCAUUUAUAAAGGUAUUUAUUAAAAGAGGUCAUUGUGGUUGUGGUGAGCCCACAGUCCUAUGCCGAGUAGACCCAAAUAAGUCAGUUGGUGGGCCCAGCUAUUCUCCUGAAACCCUGUAAAGGUGAAGCCAAACUGCUGCAUUCUGCUGCACCCCUGUCUUAGCACCAGGUUUCACCCUCUGUUCUCAUAGGCCUCUGCCCUCCAACGGGUAAUAUGAAGCAGCACGUCAUAGCAAUUGAUCAAGAUCUCUUGCGAUCACUCUGGUGAAGCUAAAUCCCAGAUAGCCCCCAUAUUCCUACUAGGCUCCAAAUAAGAGGGGGUUUUUUGUUCUUUUUUUUUUUUUUUUUUUUUUUUUUUUUUUUGCUGAACAUUAAUGUUAUUUGCCCACUAAAAAUGACAAGCAGAGGGGGUGGAAGGUGUCUGCUCACUGGUGGUGCAGGAAUCUUUAGUACAUGUGCUGGGCUACCUAGUCGUCAGGGAGGCAGAUUUGCCAGAGGAGAAGCAGUUUCUGAGACGGCAUCGUAAAGAGAAGAAGGAGCUACAAGCCAAAAUUCAGGGUAUGAAGAGUGCUGUUCCCAAGAACGAUAAAAAGAGGAGAAGGCAACUCACGGAAGACCUUGCUAAGUUGGAAGCAGACAUGGAGGAAAAGCACAGAGAGGAAGUGGAGCAAUUGAAGCUGACAUCUAAAGAGAGUAAGACAGAUUCUGUUGCUGUUAACAUUUCAAAUUUGGUUCUUGAGAAUCAUGCUCCUCGGAUAUCUAAGGCUCAGAAGAGACGGG
Erinaceus europaeus (western European hedgehog) is the source of this 2899-nucleotide messenger RNA. RefSeq names its product transmembrane protein 106A (gene TMEM106A). Lineage: Eukaryota; Metazoa; Chordata; Mammalia; Eulipotyphla; Erinaceidae. The record is from RefSeq and is a predicted model, not a curated record. The transcript has 9 exons. Bases 439 to 1275 code for a protein of 278 amino acids.